GUGGUCUUCAGAAUCCACCUUUUCAUUUCUUCGUUUCCUCCGCUCUCCACUACGAUUCUCUCAUUUUGAAGCUAUCACAUUCUCAUUUUCAGAAGUGCACAUCCUUCUCUUUGUUAAAGAUAAUGGCACUGGCUGAAUCAACACCAAUUGCAUACGGGGUUGACCAACUACAGCCAGUACAGCAUGAACCACAGCAAUCACAGCAUGAAGAACUCCUCAACGACGACGGUUCUGCAUCACCAUUGAACAAACAAAACUCCUCCAUCUUCUCACUUACUCUCGACGAAAUUCAACUCAAAAGUGGCAAGAGUUUCGGUUCCAUGAACAUGGAUGAAUUCCUCACCAACUUAUGGAACGUCGAAGACAAUAAUCAAGUCACUUCACAACCCAGCCAAACCGAACCAAAUGACAACAACAACAAUAACGAUAAAAUGCUAAUCGAAAACCAAACAACAUUGACCCGCCAAAAUUCUUUUUCCAUCCCUAUUGAACUUUGCAAGAAAACUGUAGAGGAAGUAUGGUCGGAGAUCCAAAAGGACGAUACAUCGCAUCUAAAAAUCGACAGACUUACUGAUCAUGAACCGCCUCAGCGCCAGCAAACCUUCGGAGAAAUGACAUUGGAGGAGUUUUUGAUCAAAGCAGGAGUUGUGCAAGAAGCUGUUGCAGCAGUCAGGCCUAGUGUUGAUCAUCAUCAACCGAAAAUGGUGGUAGCGCCGACGUUGCAAAGCAGCAACGCGUGUUUGGAUGCGAGUUUGGGUAUGGGGCAAAUGAUGGCAUUAGGGUUUUCUGCUCACCAAAAUAUGGGGAGUAAUUUGUUAAUCAAUGGUUAUACAACCUACCCAAUUUACACACCAACUAAGGGCAUGGUGGGAGACUUAUGCAGUAAUGGUGAAAAUGAGAAGAGUCAUGGCAUGGGAAUGGAGACUGGUGGUUUGAAGAGCAAUAAGAAGAGGAUCAUUGAUGGUCCGCCGGAGGUUGUCGUCGAGCGGAGGCAACGGAGGAUGAUCAAGAAUCGAGAGUCUGCUGCACGAUCUCGCGCAAGGAAACAGGCGUAUACAGUAGAGUUGGAACUAGAGUUGAAUCAACUUAGAGAAGAGAAUGAAAAGAUGAAACAAAUUGUGAAGGAAUAUGAGGAAAAGCGAUUGCAAGAGGGUGAAGAGGUCAACAAUGGCAAGAAAGAAGGGUGAAAAGUUGAGGAGAAUGAAGAGGACUGCGAGUGCAACAUGGUGAAUUGGAUCUCACAAAUAAGAUAUCAUAAAAUU
Pistacia vera is the source of this 1262-nucleotide messenger RNA. RefSeq names its product ABSCISIC ACID-INSENSITIVE 5-like protein 1. The transcript is spliced from 5 exons. Lineage: Eukaryota; Viridiplantae; Streptophyta; Magnoliopsida; Sapindales; Anacardiaceae. The record is from RefSeq and is a predicted model, not a curated record. Gene Ontology annotation, molecular function: DNA-binding transcription factor activity. Gene Ontology annotation, biological process: positive regulation of DNA-templated transcription. Gene Ontology annotation, cellular component: nucleus. The coding region runs from base 123 to 1187 and encodes 354 amino acids.